GUGACUAGCGGAGAGCCAGAGGGGAGUGCAGAAAUGAAUGUGAAGAUCCUGACGCUGGUGAUUGUGCUCUUGGUGUCUCUGCUGUGUUCUGCCAGUGCUGGUCCCAUGGCCUCCAUGGAGCAUGGCAGAGAGCUGGAAGAGGCCUCUACAGUGAGAAAAAUGGUCCAGCAAAGCCCUGCGAGGGGCGGUCAGACCCACAGACCAGCCGGCUGGAAGAGGAGACGCCCACGGCCCCGUCUUUCCCACAAGGGGCCCAUGCCGUUCUAGAGCAAGGCACUGCUUUGAGUGCCCUCCCCCAGGUUCUGAUUUCUAUGCUCUUCCUUUGCCUUGGGGGGCCUUGCAACGAAGGGCCUACGCUUGCCCGGCCUGAAGAGUGAUGUCCAUAGCACCUGCUGGUUCUUCAAGCAACUCUGUCCACAAAAAAUCAGGACAAGCCGCUCACCCUCAGCUCUAGGAGGAAUUGGGGGCAGGGAAGGGGGGUGGGGGCGGGGGUGGGUUUGAGCCCGAGCUAUCAGACUCUAUUUCUCUGUCUCUCUCUUUCUCUUUCUCUCACUCCCUCACUACUUAUCUAUCUCUGUCUUCUCCCAAGUGUUAUUUUAUUUUUGUUUUAUUUUUUUCAAUUUUCCUAUCAUUUGCUUAAUAGAGCCCAAAUCAUAGCGAUCUCCCUGAGUGUCUCACACACUUUGCAUGACAUGUGGUGGAGAGGGAGCCCGGUCAAAACAAUCUGAGUCUUAAAGCAUCUGUCACUUCUCCAUGGUGUGGUAUUCCCAUCUCUCAGAUUCAAGGUUACUGCAGCCGCUGAUUUCUUUGCUGUGUAGCUACUUAACAGCUUUACUAGCAGGAGAGGGCGCUGAUCAUGCAGAAGGGCAAUGUCAGUUUUAAUAGUUGAUAAUAGCAAAUAUAAAGUUCACUUAUUAUACUCUGGAUGCCUGCUGCAUAAAGGAAUUCAAGGAUCGUAUUUAAAAUGGAAGAGCAAGAGCGUCACAUCUGAAACACAUUAAAACCAUCGCUUAAUUAUUAUUAUUAAUGGUGCUUUGUACCUCCUAAUGACAGUACGUCCACAUGCAAAGUAAGGUUGGACUGAAACGAGAGCACAUAUUGUCAAAACAAUCUAUUUAAGUGACAGAAUAAUUCCUUCAUUUAGGAGAUUCUUUAAUCCAAAGCUAUUUUGGUGUUUCUGAACUCAUUAACACCUUGGGGGUGGGGGGGUUUACUGACACGCUCAAGGUUACUGUAACAUGUCCCACCUUGGAUGAGUCCUUUGACCCCAAAUCCCAAUCCCAAUCCUGUCCCCAAUCCCCAGCCUUCGCACCACACUGCUGCUCUGCGCAGCUGCUCUACACGACUGUUAACUGGCAGGGGCGGUCUGCUCCACCGACAGGCCACCUUGCCUUUUAAUGAAGUGCCAAAUAAUAACCUUCUCCACAAUGCUGCCAGGAAUAAAGGAAUGAAAGUUUAGGGAGAAACACAUUACCUCUUGUUUGAAGUCUUGAUACACUGACACAUUAUGCAUCUUAAAUUUCUGCAAACAGAAAUCCCACGUGAGAUAAUGUUAGCAAGGAGGACAAGUUAAAUUAGACCAAAUAAAAAAGACAAAAAAAAAAACAAAAAAAACACAAAGAAACAGUUUCAAAGCAAACAACAGCUCAGUUAAUAUGCCACAGCGAUCAGCCUAACACUAGUGCUCUGGCUGUUUUAACACUCAGCAUAAGUCUGGUUUGACCCCUUGACCGAUAUCUUUCACUGACAAAAUGCUAUGCCUUUCCAUCAUACUGGAAUAUUAUAUUACUGUUUAUGUUUUUUCUGUGUUUAAGUAGUUUUAUUUCUUUUUUCUCAGGGUGCUGUGAUAGAGGCUUGUACUAGAGCAGUCUAUUUUGUGCAUUUAUUUAACAAAACACAAACAUACAGAACAUUUAAAGCUUGUAUGAGCAUAUUUUCGUAUACUGUAUCUUUACUCUCCCUAUAUGUAUUCACCAAUAUAGCCAUGUAACCAGAUUCAGUCCUUUCUAGUCAUGAUCCGUUCCCUACACUACGUUGGGUACAGUUGCCUUUCUAGUCUGCCCUUCCACAGCACAGGUGGUCGUGGCUUUGAUCAUUACGCUCAUUAAAUCCUAGAGUUAAUCUUUCUCAGAUGGAUCUCCCCAAGGCUGGCCGGGGCCACUUAGUCUGAGCUCAUUGUUAAAUUGGCUUAGACUGAAACCACACCCUUCCCCCUUUCCAAUCCCCAAACCCCUGCUGAUUCAGUGUGUAACCAUGUAACAUAUUAAGACUCUAACCUGUAGAGCAGCCACCACGCAAUUGUUUGUUGUGUAUUAGGUAUGCGGAGCAACUUCCUAGUUGUUUUUGUUUUGAUUUUUUUCCGUUUUCUUCGGAUUUUAGGUGAAAACAUGAUUUCAAUCCACUGCGAUUCAAUCAGCAAACACCCUACUUCGAGUCAGUUUUGACCAAAUAAGCAAGUGGCAGGUUAACCUAGAUUUUCAACACCUUUUCCCUCUCGCCAUAUCUCAUGCAAAUAUUAUUUAAAAAAAUGCAGAGUCUUCUCAGUCCCCAGCAUGAGAAGCUUUUAUUAAGAGAGCAUCUAAAAUCACAGUGGUAAUCCACCCAGCCAACCUCACCUUGAUUAAAAAUGUAUUAAAUCCUAGGGCACUGUGAAGAGUAAUAAUUUCAGUUCCACCAUUUUUUUUUCAUAUCCGCUUAGACAGAGAUGUAGAUUUCAUUAAUGCUCCUCGGGAGUGAGACAGCUUUGCUCAGGAUGUCUCAUGUAUUAUUGGGGAAGAUAGUAGGAAGAUAUGAGCUGGGGAUGGAAGUUCAAAGCCGCAGGAGUUGGGAUGCUGGAAGUAGACUAGGUCAUGACAAGGGGUUCAAAUCAAUAUUUCCCCAUCUCAGAAGUUUUUUUGUUACGGAGCCGAGCAACGUCUGUAUCCGCACCGUUCUUCAUGAAUGUAUCCUCACCAUCUGCACCAGCCAUGCUGCCCUUUCAGAGACCAGAGCGAACCAAUGUUUAUGUAAAGUUACCCUUUUUAAUCUUGGUCUGGUUAUCAGUUGAAUCCAAAAAAACCAAAAGCCAAAUAUCCCACUGAUCCAAAGCCUCCAGUGUCAACAAGUCCCAACAAAUAGACGUGGCUUUGCUCCAAGACUUCUCUGUAUGGGUUCGCAAGGCUGCACUUUUGCAAUUCCAUUAUGCUGCUGGAAAAAUACACCCUGAAAACAAGAGUCUCUUGGUAUGGAAUGGUUUUCCAGUGUAUUGUGACAAUUUUUUGUCUGAUUCUUGUCUAGCUGGUUGUCCAAAGCUUACUUUUUGAAUACAGUGUGAAAAGCUGUAUCUUUUGUGGAUGUAACAAAAUAGAAAAGUAGUCUGCAGCACAAUAUGUCGUGGACACGUGAAAGCUUUCAGGCAUUCUUUUCUUGUAGAUCAUAGCCCACAGCCCUCCCCUGCACAUCAGGUUAAUGGGCCUUGUGGUGUGGAAGGACAAGCACGUCCAGGCUCAAACUGAAAUGGUAAACCAAUACAUUAUGCUCGGGGAGCAAAACCAUUUUCCUUAAUGGUCUUUUCCAGCAAGGCUUACACAAGAGAAACGAUUCCUAUCCUCUCAAUGUUUCCUCUCCAGUUCUUCUUCUCUGUGACCAUCACAAGGCCUGAGUAAUGUUCCUAUGCACUUGUUAGCAUGUUUUCCUGGUAGAAAAAUGUUUGUGCUGAGAACUUGCCCCAUUGUGUUUAGUUCUUUUUGUCCAAAUGCAUUUGGCUUGGAGCGUGUAAGGAGUGGGGGUGAGCAGAGAGAUAGAUAUGUGUUACUGGUGGAGAUGAGAAUAAGCUAGCAGAAGGUUUUAAAAUAUUAGCUUAGCCAUUGAGCUCUGUUUCCCAAUAGCUAUAGACACAACCCCCACACAAAAACUUUGCAGAAUAACACAAGGUUUUUAUGUUGUUGUUUUUUUUUUUUAUCCUAUUGUCACUGUAUACUCAGUUCUCUACCAGACACAGUUCCUUUAAAGUUACACUGCACCAAACUUUUCAUUCAUUGUGGAAAUGGAAACAGAGUUGGCACAUGUAAACACAUUCCAUGAUUUUACCUUGUGAAUCUCUAAGCCCAUCAAACUGUAUCAUGUUGGCCUUCAGAGUGGGUGUCUGCAGGAUCGAGUGGCUGAUAUUCAAUCCAAUGCAUUCACACGUUUCCACCGACUGGGCAAUCCAAAGGAUAACUAGAUUUUAUCUCCCGUGGGAAAUGACUAUGAUCUGUCAUUAUCCUGGAGCCUCAAAAUGAGACUUCCUACACCCAGAAUAGCACAGGCCCCUCCUGCCUUGAUUGCGACACAUUCUCCAUCCACGUAACCACUGUGUCCAAGAUCAGCAACAUUCAGAACAAUCUGAGGAGAGAUGCAGUCUGUAGGCUUACACGCCAUCGCAACAGUGUUACUAGGUCUCAAGCAGAUACCAUUUGAAAGACAAUGUAUUACUCCUGAAACUUAUAUUCUGUUUAUGGUGUGUGCUCAUAUUACUCACCAGGCCAAAUGUACAGUCCCUGUCUCUGUUUUGAUGUUGAACUGGGCAAAAAUAAAUGACAUAAAUAAAUAAAUAAAACAAGUGUAUCAGAAAUGGUUGAAAUACUGUGUACAUAUUUGAACUUUUGGUUUCUAAUUUAUAAAAGAUAAGCUUUAGCUCUUGGAGUACUUAUUUUAUUUUUUCCUUUCAUGCGUAGCUUUGUGUUUUUAUUUUCUAUUUCUGUAAAGUGUGUAAAUAUAUCUUUAUGAU
Toxotes jaculatrix (banded archerfish) is the source of this 4747-nucleotide messenger RNA. RefSeq names its product apelin (gene apln). Gene Ontology annotation, molecular function: apelin receptor binding; hormone activity. Gene Ontology annotation, biological process: signal transduction. The coding region runs from base 34 to 267 and encodes 77 amino acids. NCBI's taxonomy places the organism in Eukaryota, Metazoa, Chordata, Actinopteri, Toxotidae. The transcript is spliced from 3 exons. The record is from RefSeq and is a predicted model, not a curated record.